AUGGCAACUUACCCCGAAGAAGUAUCGCGAGAAUCUUCAUCGCUUGCCUCUUCUGAAGAUUUGCGGGAGUCUCUUUAUGCCUCCUCUUCUGAAGGGUCCGGCGACGGCUCGAAAGGACGACGAAGGUCGCUACGGGCCGUAGUUUUAUUAACGGAUGCGGCAGUCCUGGUCUUGAGUCUAGGCCACCUUACGCUUCUCAUUUUGCUCAUGUGUUACCAUGGUCGCGCUGUUGACGCGAGCUACGAUGUUCUUCAAUCUAUUCUGACUACUAUUGGGCCAAUAUUCCCCAUGGUGUUUUCUUUCAUCUUAAUGGGAAGUCGAACUGUUGGCUCCGCAGUUGCAACACAUUUCGAACUUCGUGCGUUUAAUAUGCUUGGCCUUUGGAUACUCUUUGUCUGGGUAUUUUCCCCGGUUGGGGGACAAUCAUUCCUCCGUGUCCUCGAUGUGACUUAUCCAUUAGCCAACACGUCUUUGUUGUAUAUGAACACACGGCAGUCGGACCAUGGUUUUUACAACAGUUCUUUUAAAGAUCCCUCCUACAUAUCUGCCUUCUAUUCAAGUGAUUCUGGCCGGCCGGGCCCGAGCGAUCCUUGGGGCAACAUCAAGAUUCCGCUCUUGGAUGUUGACAGUAACUCUAAUGCCUGGCAUGAUAUCGACCAUGAUACGGCGAGCUAUUCCGCAUUCGUUGGACUUCCGAUUGUUAACGUAUCAGUUGGGAAUAGCACGUUUUAUCUCGAGUCACUUUACUUGGAACUAAAUUGUGAUCGCGCCACGAGCCACGCACUGGACAAGAACACGCAGUCGUUUUUAGAAGCCGAAACCCCAAUUAGCGAAAUAGAGCUAGAUGAUGCUAGAGACGCAUUGCCUCUUGGUGAUGGUGGUUGGAAACGAACCUGGCCAGUAACGGAAGGCGGAACAUUCGUGAAUGGCUCUUGGUACGGGUAUCAACACGCCCGAUCCCAAGAUGUGAUGUGGAAUAUUGCGAUCGAUCGGUUUAUUGACAAGUUUUGGCUCACGGCAGCGAGUGAGAGACAUAGUACGAAUCCAAACAAGUACGAUUAUUACGGCUUCCCUAGUAUGGGUGCUUUCGAGAACGAAACGGCAAUUGAGGCCGGUCCAACUUAUCUGCUGUUCCAGGCAAGACGAAACGUCACACUUGUCACGGAUGGAAUUUAUGAAUACAAGAUCGAGGUCGUUUCUGUUGAUGUUCAGAAGGCAAAAUGCCUCGUUCUUCAGAAAUAUGUGGAGUCCCGCGUCACUUGCUCCCGAGCGCCUCAUGAAUCAACAGCAGAUUGCAAAGUGGUGUCACAACGCCCAUCGCAGAAGCCGCACCCGUCGGAGAACCUUUCUAUUCUCUCACAUCCAUAUGUGUUCGCGUAUUUGUCAAAAAAACUUCCUACCACACUUGUGACCAGUGGCGUGAGUGACCCGACUCUUUGGAGUAUCUCUGAUCAACCAGAACCUCACGAUGGCGAAGGAUUGAAUGUCCCAGACUUCACCAAUAUCUCGACAUCACAAUUGAGUCGCGGGCUGACCAAGGUAAUCAACUCCUACCUGCUGGUAAACCAGGCAGAUAAGGAUCUGCUACCCCGGCAAGUAAGCAGUUUAUUUCCGCUGCUUGACUUUGAAAACAGAGAAUAUUUCAAGUAUUGGAGCUUAGCAUCAGCCGAGACAAUUCAAUUUACUAGGGUAUUCUGUGUCUCCUGGCCCUGGAUGACUGCUUGUUUUGCUUCGUGUGGUGUUCUGGCUGUUUGUGGAAUUAUGGGAAUCAUUUUGGUGCAUCGUGGGAAUAGCCCAGAAGUACUAGGGUUUGUGUCUGCCAUCGUAAGGGACUCCCGAUAUAUCAAGAUUCCUACCGACCUUGAGCAUAUGAAUGGGGAAGAUAUCUCAAGGAGGCUGAAGAGUGAGCGGCUGAGGUAUGGAUACACAAGUUUUGAAAGUAGGGGUACACCUCAGAUGGGGAUUGGUCGGGAAACAGAAAUCACAAAAGUCGAGGGGUAA
Messenger RNA from Clonostachys rhizophaga, 2001 nucleotides. NCBI's taxonomy places the organism in Eukaryota, Fungi, Ascomycota, Sordariomycetes, Hypocreales, Bionectriaceae. The record is from the annotation of a GenBank genome assembly.